Molecule: messenger RNA, 668 nt
Organism: Oncorhynchus gorbuscha (pink salmon)
Lineage: Eukaryota; Metazoa; Chordata; Actinopteri; Salmoniformes; Salmonidae
Product: hepatocyte nuclear factor 1-alpha-like
Exons: 4
Coding region: 1-423 (140 amino acids)
Biological process (GO): positive regulation of DNA-templated transcription
Cellular component (GO): nucleus
Source: RefSeq, a predicted model, not a curated record
AUGGGAGACGGGUUCACCACCCUUCAGCCAAUCUCUUUCCAGCAGCAACUCACACAGCAGUUUCAGAAUCAUAUGGGCCACAGUCCUUUCAUGUGUACAGCAAGUCCGAUGUCUCCCUACCCUCCGUCCAGCCUACUGUCCCAAGCCAUGGUUGUCACUGACAGCAGCAGCCUUGGAACACUGACCAGUCUAAGCACAGUCAGACAGAUUCUGACAACAGACCCCGAGGAGGAGACAGAACCCAUCCAGGAUGACUCUCUACACCUGCAAUCCCCCUCACCUGUGCCAGUUUCCUCUGGGAACUUAAGAGUUUUAUCCUCCCUGAAACUCAUCCACCUCACCUCCUCUCAUCUUCGCCGGCAGACAUCAACUCCUACAUUCCUGAACAUAUGGUCUCUACUGCACAGUGGCAACAGAAUGUAACUACUAUGUAAUGUGAAGGGCUGGGGUUAGAGGUGUUUUACAGUAGGUAGAGAACUGGAAUGAAGACGCAACACAAAUUCACGAAAUUUGCAGAAAAACUCUCUGCAGUAACAUUUUCAAGAGAAGCCAUAUUUCCCAUUCUGCCAGAUACAGGCAGUACCAGUGAAAAUGUAGACACACCUACUCAUUCAUGGGUUUUUCUUUAUUUUCUACAUUGUAGAAUAGUGAAGAGAUCAAAACUAUGA